AUGCAUCGGUUGAUUACAAUACGCAACAGCAUCCCCAAAUCACUGAACAAAACGCAGCUCACGAAUCGGACGCAAAUAAUCACUAAUUUCGAUGUUGUAACAUCUCCGCCAAAAAGUAAUAUACCGACUCUUAAUUUGAUAUUUUCAUCGCAAGUCUCAGGAAAACUCAGCGAUGACAACGUGCUUCAGUUCAACAUCUAUUCUAAGGGAGAGCAGUCCAAAAUAGUCGAGGCCUAUCUUUGGCUGUUCAUAAAGAAACGCCAAAGAGUACCAGUGAGAGCCAAAGGACGCAGGAUCAUCAUCCACGUGUAUGAGAUUAAUCCCGAAACUGGCAACGAAACGUUGAUGACGUCACUGAAAACCCGGAUAAAAAAGAGUCAAUAUCAAAAAAUCGUGCUGCCAGUUCAACGAUUGUCAGCCUAUACGGCAGACAAGAUAUCGUCCAUGACUUUACCUGAUAGCAAAAAAGGGACCAAAGAUGACGUGUCACCAUCGGCGAAGGCGACAGGCGUGAACGCCUUGCGAUUACGUAUUACUUGCGAGAGAUGUGGACGAAAAAUUCGACCCAUGUUGUUAUACAAAUCCCGCCGGAAAAAGCGGCCAUCAGAUCGUCUUCGCUUUCUGCGCACGCGUCGAUUAAAUAAAGACAAACCAUUUCUAAUACUUUACAGGCAACAAGCCUAG
Molecule: messenger RNA, 684 nt
Organism: Acanthosepion pharaonis
Lineage: Eukaryota; Metazoa; Mollusca; Cephalopoda; Sepiida; Sepiidae
Source: the annotation of a GenBank genome assembly